Conger conger (European conger) is the source of this 1964-nucleotide messenger RNA. It is a transcript of the gene lyrm7, whose product is annotated as LYR motif containing 7. Lineage: Eukaryota; Metazoa; Chordata; Actinopteri; Anguilliformes; Congridae. Gene Ontology annotation, biological process: mitochondrial respiratory chain complex III assembly. The transcript is spliced from 5 exons. The coding region runs from base 47 to 358 and encodes 103 amino acids. The record is from RefSeq and is a predicted model, not a curated record.
CCAAAGAAGAGGAGGCGUCACGCUUUUUCCGCAGAUUUUUGUCAACAUGGAGUCACGUUUGAAGGUCUUAAGAGUUUUCAAGGCCCUUCACAAAACGAGAGUGGAUGUGUUCAAAGACGACGUUCGUGCAUUGACAGCUGCAAGACAGAAAAUAAACGAAGAAUUCAGAAAAAACAAAGAGGAAACUUCAGAAGAGAAAAUAAAUCAGAUGAUUAACAUGGCCUCAGAUGUUGAAAUUGUUCUUCGCAAGACUGUAAUACAGGGGGUCCAUGUGGAAGACAGGAAGAUUGUGCUUCGGCCUAGAGAAGACCAGCUCCUGGAGAAUACGCCCUAUCUUGACGACCAGAAGAAGACGUGAAGAUUACAGGAGCUGCAGGAGGUGCCGGAGUGGAGGAGGUGCAGGGGUGCAGGAGGUGCAAGAGUGGAGGAGGUGCAGGGGUGGAGGAGGUGCGGGAGCUCAGGAGGUGCAGGAGUGGAGGAGGUGCAGGAGUGGAGGAGGUGCCUUCCUGAUGGAGUUUCAGCAGAAACGGGAUGAAUGGCCCUCUCUGCACCUGCAUGAGUGAGGUCAUUUCCCACUUUUCACAUUUUUUUUCUACCAAAUUUGUAGAAUUUUGCUUGUUAUUUUUAUUGUUUUAUUAUUCGUACUUUCAUUGUUUAGCUUUAGUUUACAGGGCGAACUUGAAAUGCCACCUCCUAUUGAGUGGAGGGAAUUGAGCUGUUUGCCUGGUUCAUAUGACUCUCAAAAGCUUUUAUACAGUCCAACCUGACGGGAGCCUUAAUUAAUUUAUUGAAUUAUUUGGAUUACCUGAGAACCCUUUUUGUUUUGACGGCUACAUAUUGCAGUGAACACUGUACUUUUUGUGUGAAAUAAUAUGGAGUUUGCUAUUGAGCGCAUAGUGAGAUAUUAAAAUUUUGUGAGAUUUUGAAAUUAAGAAAUUAUCAAAUGUUGAAUUCAAAAUAGCACAUGGAUGUUUCUCUGGCGUUUAAUAAAUUGGUGCAUAAUUAGAGCACAUAAAUCUGUAUCAGAUGCAACAUUUUUUUCUGAACCACAGAAAUUUGGCUGAAAGUACAAAUUAAUCGGCAACACAUGUUCAACUGACUCUUAUUAGCUGUUCCUUAAAGUAAAUAAGCCAAGAAAACAACACGUUCUGACAUAUGUGUGUGAUCAGUGAAUCGACAGGCUCCUAAUUGCUUUGGAAAUGACAAUGAGCCAAACCUGUAUCCAAUCUUCCAGCUAAACAUAACGUCAUGGACUGAGCCAGUCACAGAAUGUUUCUCUUUCUUAAAAUGGCUGUGCAAUCUCCUGUAUUUGAGGCUGCAGUUCAGUCCUCUCAGCUGUUCGGGCCUGGAGCUCUGCACAAAGAGCAAGGAUGUUCCUGACUGACCAGGAAUGCGUGCGGUACUGCUGUAGUUCUCCACAUGGUCUGUGUUGAGGCCAACAGGAGCUGAAGAGAGAGAACCCUCUCUCUCCCCAGAGCACACAGGGGAGGUACUCGCUAUGAGUCAGUCUCUCCACAAGGGGGCACUGCUGCAGUCCUCAACAUGGAAAACUGCAGUUUACAGAGUGGUUGAAUUAGCUGGAAUUUUGCAAAGCAUACUGGGAAAUAUGGUACACAGGGCUGUGUGUCAAAUUGCAGACUGAGUGGACUACUUAGUGCAUGAAUCAAGUGUGGAAGUCAUGUGAUCAUGUGCGUCCCAAAUUCAAGUACAAAAGCUGGCAAGUACACAUGGAAUUCACCGGAAGUUCUCUAGGAAAUUAAAGUCUGUUCCGGGGCACACUUUCCGUUCCCAACAUUAGCGGCGAAUAUCACUUUUUCUCUCAUCCUGACCUUAAUAUACGCACUCCUAAGCAUUGCAUUUAUUAAUAAAAAUAUACCAACAUAUGUUCACCACAAAUUCAUAUGUUCUAAGUAGUUUAACAGAUCUAGGUGUAAAUACAAGGAAAUAAAAUCUGAAAUUCUGAA